AUGCUGAACUUCAUGCUUGACUCCCUUGAACCUUUCACAGAUGUCAUCUCCAUUCUUCAAAGAUUUGAUCAUGACACAGCCGAUUUAGAAGGCUCUCCAACCAUGUUCUCCAUAAUAAUCUCCUUAGCUUCUUCCCCUCCUUCCCUUUUAGCCCUCCAAAUCAUGCCUCAAUUCUUCUCCUGUUUCUCUUGCGAUCAACUUCAUUAUGUCAACGUCCCCAUAGCCGAAGUUGCUACCAUCAUCUCGAAUAUGAAACGCGAUGGUUUUUAUUCACUCGUCUUCUUUCUUCUCGCUAACCAAGAACGCAUAGCCUUUGCAUUUAAGCGUCAUAGCCAACAACGUCGAUGGGACACAAGGCAACUUAAAUCGGAACCAUUAGAACCGAAGAAAGUAGGCGAAAUUGACUAUACUUCCUUUGUUUCAAUUGAUUUAGAGGAGUUUAGAUCGAGUGUCAUAACGUUAUGUGCUGGUCGAGCUUUGGUAACUAUUACGAAUUCCGAAAUCUCGUUCGAUGUUCCGUACAUAAAUCGAGAGAUUAUUCUUUCUAAAGAGAAAGGAGAAUGCAUAAUAGGAGGUUUUGAAGAAGGGGAAAAAGUAAUGUCUGAAAUCACUCUGUUUCCCAUAAAGUUGUUGAAUAGUUCAAGAUUGAAAAGGUUAUGGAUUUUCAAGACAAAUGAUUCGAGUGUUAUAAUACUGAUAUUAGAGUUCAUCGCCCUGUUCUUGGAUUUCAUCUUCAAAGAUAUGAAGGUGAUGAUAAUGGAUAUCAAAGGCGUAGGAAGUGCAAAGCUUUGUAACCAAAACAAAUGGGCAGAAGCAGAUGCAACGUUUCUGCAAAGACUAAGCUUAAACAAGAACAUGACUGAGAUAUCAUCUUCUUCUUCGCAUUGUUCAUCCCUUUUAGGGUUUGAAACAAACAGGAAUAAUGAGAUCUUUAAGUAUUCGAGGCAAAGGUUCUUGAGAAGCUACACGUUUAGCGUGGAGGAGAAAAAAACAAAGCGAUUUGGGAAGGCAAGGAAGUGGUUUAACUUGAAAUCAAGAACAAAAUCAACAAGUUCCAAUAAUGUUGGAAAGAGUUCAUACAAUGGCAUUUUGAACUUCAUGUUGUGCUGCACGAAUUGA
This is a messenger RNA of Cucurbita maxima (winter squash), 1119 nucleotides long. RefSeq lists its product as uncharacterized. The transcript has 5 exons. The record is from RefSeq and is a predicted model, not a curated record. The coding region runs from base 1 to 1119 and encodes 372 amino acids. Lineage: Eukaryota; Viridiplantae; Streptophyta; Magnoliopsida; Cucurbitales; Cucurbitaceae.